UCCCCCUGGCUGGCAGCUAUGCACCUCGCCCUGCUGUGUGCCGUGUGUCUGCUGCCCAGCAGCCUGGCCCUGCCGCUGCCCCGGGAGGCGGGAGGCACGACCGAGCAGCAGUGGAAACAGGCUCAGGACUAUCUCAAGAGAUUUUAUUCCUAUGACUCGCAAACCAAAAGUGCCAGCGAUUUAGAAGCCAAGCUGAAGCAGAUGCAGAAGUUCUUUGGCCUGCCCACAACUGGAGUACUAAGUCCCCGCGUCAUAGAAACAAUGCAGAGACCCAGAUGCGGAGUGCCAGAUGUUGCAGAAUACUCACUAUUCCCAAAAAAGUCAAAAUGGACUUCCAAAAUAGUCACCUACAGGGUUGUAUCAUACACUCGAGAUUUACCAUCUAUCAUAGUGGAUCGAUUCGUGGAAAAGGCCUUAAAGAUGUGGGGCAGACAUAUUCCACUGCUCUUCAAGAGAGUGAGGUGGGGAACUGCUGACAUCAUGAUUGGCUUUGCAAGAGGAGCUCAUGGGGACUAUUACCCAUUUGAUGGACCAGGAAACACACUGGCUCAUGCCUUUGAACCCGGGCCAGGCCUCGGAGGAGAUGCUCACUUUGAUGACGAUGAAACCUGGACUGAUGGCAGCAGGAUAGGUAUCAACUUCCUGGUUACUGCAACCCAUGAAUUUGGCCAUUCUUUGGGUCUGGGCCAUUCCUCUGACCCUAAAGCCGUGAUGUAUCCAGUCUACGGAAGUAGAGAUGUCAACAAUUUCAAACUUUCACAAGAUGAUAUUGAAGGCAUUCAGAAAAUAUAUGGAAAGAGAAAUAAUUGAACACAUGACUGGAAACCUCAGGGAGAGCAUCCCCUCUUCACUGAAGUCUGGACCAUUGUUCCCCACACCCUGCACUCACUCAGCACUCCCCCCGCCCUCUCGGGGGGCACUGGGUUUUGCACGGCUCUGCCUCUUUCCGAGGAUAAACUCCCUGGAGCAUGACUGUACCUUACUCGUCUAUGACUCUCCUCACCCAACUUUCAGUCCUAGAGAUCAACAUAGGUUAUA
Otolemur garnettii (small-eared galago) is the source of this 1038-nucleotide messenger RNA. RefSeq names its product matrix metallopeptidase 7 (gene MMP7). The transcript is spliced from 6 exons. Lineage: Eukaryota; Metazoa; Chordata; Mammalia; Primates; Galagidae. Gene Ontology annotation, molecular function: metalloendopeptidase activity; zinc ion binding. The record is from RefSeq and is a predicted model, not a curated record. Gene Ontology annotation, biological process: collagen catabolic process; extracellular matrix organization; proteolysis. The coding region runs from base 19 to 810 and encodes 263 amino acids. Gene Ontology annotation, cellular component: extracellular matrix.